This is a messenger RNA of Sinocyclocheilus anshuiensis, 6801 nucleotides long. Its product is annotated as inactive phospholipase C-like protein 1. The transcript has 9 exons. The coding region runs from base 592 to 4041 and encodes 1149 amino acids. NCBI's taxonomy places the organism in Eukaryota, Metazoa, Chordata, Actinopteri, Cypriniformes, Cyprinidae. Gene Ontology annotation, biological process: gamma-aminobutyric acid signaling pathway; release of sequestered calcium ion into cytosol; phosphatidylinositol-mediated signaling. The record is from RefSeq and is a predicted model, not a curated record. Gene Ontology annotation, molecular function: phosphatidylinositol-4,5-bisphosphate phospholipase C activity.
GAGGUUGUGCCAGUGUCAGUGGCGUUCCUCUUUCUUGACUAACCAAACAACACACAAUGAGAUGAGGCGAACAACAUUCACAACCACCAGUACUCCGGCGUUUCUUUUCCACCAUGCUGACACAGAACGCGCACAUUUGGUGUUGUUUUGAUGCUUGAUAUUAUUUGGUGACCCGCAAUCCCUCCGCUCUCCUGCGUAUCUGUGAACAAAUGUGCAUUUUUUGCACGCGUUAGAUACAGAUUGUUUGACGCGCGCUGGAUAAGUGAGAGAAGUUAGGAACCGGGGGUGCUUUUUAACUUGUUGCGCGGUGAUGCAAGUGUUCUCUUGCGCAAGAGAAUGAUUCAUGAGCCAGUUAUUAUACAUAUCAUUUGUUCUUCGAGCUGUGUGACUGGUAAAAGUUGCUUUAGGAUGGGCUCAAGGAACGAGAUCCAUUCUCAAUUUGCCGUACAGCCUGCGCAAUUAAGUUAAAUUGGACUACCGGAGCUACCCACACCCACAGACCCAUAUCAAGAGUUGGAUGUGGAUGUUCUUGGGUCCAAAUACAGAGUGAAAUAAUACUGAUUUCCCAACCAACUAAUCCUGAUACUGGAGAUGUCGGAGUCUUACGAGGACGGGGUGUGCGGGGAUGGAGCUCCGGACUUCAUCCCACCGAGAGCGAUUCGAUCAGGCCGGCGGAGUGGACUCAGCGUGCCGCUGGUGGAGCGCGAUGAGGCGGCUCUCCUAGAGUCGGUGAAAGCGGCGCCGAGGAGGAGCAGCAUCAUUAAGGAUCCUUCAGUGGCCAAGGUCAGUGGAGGGAGAAAGAAAACUGUUUCCUUCAGCAGUAUGCCAUCAGAAAAGAAGGUGAGCAGUGCUGCAGAUUGCCUUGCCUUCAUGCAGGGUGGCUGCGAGCUAAAGAAGGUGCGACCCAACUCGCGCAUCUACUCGAGAUUCUACACUCUGGAUCCUGAGCUGGCCUGCCUCCGUUGGGAACCCUCCAAGAAAGAUGGUGACCGAGCUCGACUUGACAUCUCCGCUAUCCGUGAGGUCCGCACAGGGAAAAGCACAGAGACCUUUCUCUACAAUGGCCCAUCUGAUCACCUUGCUGAAGAAGCAGCCUUCUCCAUCAUUCACGGUGACGAGUAUCAGUCUCUGGACCUGGUUGCUCUCUCUGCCGAUGUGGCCAACAUCUGGGUGACAGGGUUGCGGUACCUGUUGUCUCACCCUGGUUCCAUUGGUGGAGGGGAUGGAGGGGUGGGAGAAGGCAGUAUUGGGAACAAGAUGAGGCAGAACUGGUUGGCGGCUGAGUUUGCUCUCGUUGAUGAAGAUGGUCACGGAAUUGCGUCUGAGGACACAGCAGUGGCCACCAUCUGUAAACUCUGCCCUGGCAUUAGGGAAGCAAAGGUGCGAUUGCGCUUUAAGGAGAUUCAGCGGAGCAAAGAGAAGCUAACCUCUCAUGUUACACUGGAAGAAUUCCAGGAGGCCUACUGCGAGUUGUGUACGCGACCUGAUGUCUAUUUCUUGCUAGUGCAACUCUCAAAAGACAGAGAGUGCCUUGAUGCCCAAGACCUGCGUCUUUUCCUAGAGACUGAGCAAGGUCUACCAUUGGCCACCACUGAGGGCUGCUUGGAGCUUCUUCGCCGCUUUGAGCCUUCUACAGCUGGGCAUGAACGAGGUCUACUGGGCUUGGACGGCUUUACCUGCUACCUACAGUCAGCUGAGUGCCAGUUAUUAGACCCUGAGCACCAGAAUGUGUGCCAGGACAUGAAGAUGCCCCUAUCUCAUUAUUUCAUCAGUGCCUCCUACCGCUCCUACCUGCUGGAUGACCAAGUCCAUGGCCGAGCUGAUCUUGGGGGUCUCAUUCGAGCCCUGCAGGCUGGCUGUCGUUGUCUGGAGUUUGGGGUUACCGAUGGGCCAGAAGGGGAGCCAUUAUUGGGUGUAGACCAUGGUACAGAUGGAAAGCAUCAUCACCACCACCAUCAUCACCAUCACCAUCAUGGUUCUGUUACUUUGCGCAGUGCCCUGGAAGUAGUCAACAAGUAUGCUUUUCUCACCUCCCAGUAUCCUCUGCUGCUGUAUCUAUGCCAGCGUUGCUCACCUUCCCAGCAACGUACUCUUGCACAACACCUAAAAAAAGUUUUUGGACCCAAGCUCUAUACCCCUGAAUCUCUGCCUGUCAGUCUGGGAGGUCGUGCAACCACUUUGCCCUCUCCAGAGCAGCUGAAGGGAAAGGUGCUUCUUGUGGGAAAGAAGCUGCCCCCCGAAGAGGAAGGUUCUGAAGGAGAGGUAUCUGAGGAGGAUGAGGAGAUUGGUGGUGGUGGUCCUCUGGCUGGCAGAAGGAUGACUAUCCCUGGGGAAGAGGAACUGGGGGUGGUCCUUGUUGUUCCCCCGCCCCCACAGCCAAGGCGCCUCCGAUUGCGGCGUGAAUUGUCUGAUCUCGUCGCGGUUGCUCGUAUUGGAAGUCGCAACUUUUAUGCUCACCGGACGAGUGCACAGCCAUCCCAACAGCAUUCCCCCCUCUCCACUCCAUCUACACCAGGUACACCUAUGACCCUUGACCCCCCUUACUGGACCCUGUGCUCUCUUGGGGAGGGAGAGGCAGGACGGCUGGCCAGUGAGAGCCCAGAGGAGCUGGUGAACUUUACCAAGCGCAAUCUAACUCGUGUGCGGCCCAGCUCUGUAAGGCUAGACUCUAGCAACCCAAACCCACAAGGCUACUGGAAAGGAGGUGUGCAACUGGUAGCACUCAACCAGCAGACACCAGGUGCCAUGCUAGACUUGACCCGUGGCCGUUUUAUGCAGAACGGUGGGUGUGGGUAUGUUCUUCGUCCAGCAGUCAUGCGAGAGGAGGUUUCCUACUUCAGUGCCCAGUCACAAGGCUGUGUGCCUGGUGUACCACCACAAACACUCAGGGUGAAGGUCAUUAGUGCUCAUAGUCUUCCCAAGCCACAAGGCUCUGGUGCCAAAGGUGAGGUAAUUGACCCAUAUGUGGUGCUGGAGCUGCACGGAGUGCCUGCAGACUGCACAGAGCAGAGAACUCGCACUGCUGCCCAGAACCAGGAUGAUCCACUGUUUGACGAGACCUUUGAGUUCCAGGUGAACAUGCCUGAACUAGCCCUGCUGCGUUUCGUAGUUCUGGAUGAUGAUUAUAUAGGUGAUGACUUCAUUGGCCAGUACACCAUUGCUUUUGAGUGUCUACAGCCUGGAUACCGCAAUGUGCCCCUGCUGGGCCUCGCUGGAGACCCUUUGCCCCACGGCAGCCUGUUUGUACACAUCGCCAUCACUAACCGCAGAGGUGGGGGAAAGGCCCAGAGACGGGGUCUGUCCGUCAGGAGAGGAGCACGGCGUGGACGAGAGUACGUCACUCUGCGUAACACGGGAAUCAAAGUGCUGGAUGACACUUUCCGCCCAGCCAGCGGACCUCUGCGAGAAGCUACAGACCUGCGAGAGGAUGCACUGAGCUCCACAGUGGCUUUUAAAGAGCAGUGUGGGCUCCCCCCGAUGGCCACACUGAAGCAGUGCAUCCAGAGCUUAGCCACGAGGCUGCAGAGUCCAGAUGGGCCCCCAAGUGCCACACUCACUCUGAAGGAAGGUUACCCAUGCCUGGAACCGGUGGGAAACUUGACUGAUGCCACUCGUAAACUGCUAAAUGGUUAUGACACGAUCAUCGCUUCCAACAAACAGCUGAUAGAAAAUGCAGAAGGAUUGCAUGAGAGAAUCGCACAAGUGCAGAAGGAAGGAAUGGUGUUUCAUGAAGACCUGGCCAGGUUGGGAGAAAAGGAAAAUCUAAAAGGCCGUAAACAAAGUAAAGCUGUGGAAAGUUUCGCUUGGAACAUCACUGUGCUGAAGACGAAAGGGAGAAAGGCUUCUGUUGUUUUGAAAUUCUAUCUUGCAAACGGUCAGUGUGACCUCCUGCGCAGUGCUAAGCUAGAUGCUUUGGAUACGUUGAGGCAGCUGGCUUUGGCCUGUGAGGUGUCCGGCCUGAUCUUGACCUCUGACGGUCAUUACACCCCUCAUGGCCUGUCCUCCAGACGUGGCAGUAGCCAUGGCAAUGGUCGCAUCUGAGCCCCAGAGACAUGCAUAGGCAUUGAGAGAGCAUUUAUUCAUAGGUGAAUGAAUGGUUGAUUGUUGAACAGACAGAAGGACAGAGAUACAGGUGUCUCAGAUGGACAGAUGCUAUUCGGGACAUUUGUCCUUUAUUGAAGUGGGUGCUUGUUCUAGCUCAGCAUUGACCAGAUGUUAUUUGAGGACAAAAUAAGGAAUUUUCUUAUCAAGACAUACUGAAUGAAGGACGUAAAAGGAAUUAAAGCGAAUUCCUCAGUGAUAUUAAAUGACUGAUGCCAACAGUGUAGAUUUCGCUGGAAUGAAAAACGUUCCUGCAUACUCCUUGCAGUUCACAGACUAGAAAUGUUCUUUCGAUGUAUAGAUCUAAAACUGCAACUAAUGUUAAAUACAGAAGACUCGUUAGUCUUUCCCCUAGUUCAUGACAAAACCACCAAAGCGUGAGGUUUGUUUACUCAGGUUAGCACAUCUCAGAAAUGCUUUUAGAAGGUCUGACAUUAGUCUGCAUCAUCUUCAGGGCUGUAUCUUCAUCUGUGCUAUCACUCAAAUUGAUUGACAGGUGAUUCCCACCAGCAGGACAGCACCAUUUCUGCCCCCAAGCCCUAGCCAGUCCAAAGUGUAGGGUAUAUAACUGGCGCCUCUCCGUUGAAGGCAACCAUAUCCUCAUCUUCCAGUGACACGGAUCGUCUUCAGCUCAUUAACAAUGCAGAAUGAACUCAAGAAGGCUUUGUUAAAAUACUGCUCAGUGCUCCCUAACUGUGUUAACUGAGCCGGUUACUCAAUGGGACGACAAGUACCGAUUACACCACAUAUCCAUGUAACGCGUACGGAGUUCAGCUGGGAUUGGAACAAUGUUACAAAAUAAUGAACUACAGUUUAGGUGAAAAGUGACUUUAUUUCUAACACACAUUCCUUGGCUUGAUUGGAUGAAGGCUUCCAAUGAGUCCACUGGUAUGGUCAUCGUCACUUUUUUUUGUCAUAACAAAGACAAAAAUGCUACUUAACAUGGCAAGAAUUGCUGCCGGUUGUUUGAUUAAAAAAUAACUAACUAUUAUAAACAGCUUUAAGCACUGAGAGGACUAAAGUAGAUAAAAAUCUAAAGUAUAAACAGUUUUACAACUUUCAUUGUGUAACAUUUGACAGUGUUGUGAUAGACAAAGAAAAACAUUGGCAGUAUUUUGUCUACUGCCAUCAAAGACACUUACAAUAGACUAGUUUUUGAAGUUUGCACCUUUUCUUUUCAUGUUAACAGAGUAACAAAUUAGAUAUGUGAGAUUGGAAAACUAUAUAUAUAUAUUAUUUUUCUUAUGGUAGACAAGUAGAAGUGUUGGUACGUUGUGUGCGUAUGUGAACGUACGAGUGCAAGGGUGCUAAUGUAAAUGUGUGUGAGAUGUUUCAGUGGUACAUGUUCUGAAUGUGACCAGUCUGAUGCCUGAUCGAUUUGGGCAGUUAUUUUUAAACGAAACCCUUACUGUUGGUUGAUGUUAGACAUUUUAUUUUAUAAGACCAAGUGAGCAUAUUCACAACAGUGAAUAUGUAGAAAUCGAUAAUGAAUGGGAUGAGAAAAGGCAUAACAUUUCCAGAUGAGCAAACGUCCUGUUUUGUGUCUUUACUCUCCUUUUUAACACUUUUACUCUACUUUGGACUGUUCUUUACUACUUUUUAUGUAUUUACUUUUAUGUAUCUUCCUUUGUCUGUGCCAUUGUUCUUUUCCUAUUCUCUGUUUUUGACUGAAGGGCGAGCAAUUCAUGCCUGUUCUGUGACAGUUUUUGUGCGUGUUCACGUGUGAACUGAAUGUGUACUGAUUCCUAAAGUGUUCCUUAAAAACAAAUUGUUUGCUAAAGAGUGAACAAAAAUGUUUUGUGAAUUAUAUAAGAGAAUUGUAGAUAUUAUAUCUUUAAUUGUCCCCAUUAUAAUGCGUCCGUGCGUUUGUAACACUGGACCUGUAACCCAGAGGAUCUGUGUACCUGUAUAGGGGCCAAAAUCUAAAUAAUGAAUACCCAUUCACAGUAUUAGCUUUCCGUUCCAGUUGAGAUGGCUCUUGAGACCAAUCAGACAUGUGAAGCGAGUUGUCUCACUUUAGACGGGUACAAUUACUCUUAUGAGCAAUCGGAUACAAAUACAAAGUGUCACUGUCCGUAAGGGUCGAUGACGAGCAAAAUGAACCCCAUUGAGGUGCACUUUAAACUAAACAGAGCAAUCCAUUUGGACUGGUCUAUUGAUUCCUGCAGUAUUAGGUAGUGGUCAACAUCUCAGGCGGUGCAAUAUUACUCUGCUGUUUGACGUUAAACAUAAUGACUAGUUUAAUGAGGAGCAUUAAUCCAGCUGUCCUAAUUUGUCGUUUCUGCUUUUUCCCCCCAUGUGUGGUUACUGUGCGUUUGUUGUGUCUGCCUUUCCUCUGACUCUUAAAAAUUAAAUAUAUUGUUUAAAAUAUUUUGUCUCAUUCUUGUUAGCAGUAGUUGUCCUUGUAUAAAUGGAGAGUAUUUAUUAAAGGUGACAAGCGUGCGUUAAACAAAGUAAACUUCAAAGCUAUGUUGCUUUUAUUUUGAAAUGAUGCUUUGUAUUUUAUAACAUUAACAAGUUGAUGUAACACAGAUGUGCCCCAGACUAAAUAAAGCUAUCUUUUACUGACUGCUGUCUCUUCUGUUAACCGUAACUGUUGUGUCUUAUCAAUACUGCUGGAGCUCUUUAGCCAUUUAAUGGCUUGUGUUUGGGUAUGUUUGUUAAUAGGACGCUUAUCCAGUCUACUUAAUAUUAUUUUGU